Punctularia strigosozonata HHB-11173 SS5 is the source of this 829-nucleotide messenger RNA. Its product is annotated as DNA-directed RNA polymerase RPB5 subunit. The record is from RefSeq and is a predicted model, not a curated record. The transcript is spliced from 6 exons. Gene Ontology annotation, biological process: DNA-templated transcription. Bases 1 to 627 code for a protein of 208 amino acids. Gene Ontology annotation, molecular function: DNA-directed RNA polymerase activity; DNA binding. NCBI's taxonomy places the organism in Eukaryota, Fungi, Basidiomycota, Agaricomycetes, Corticiales, Punctulariaceae. Gene Ontology annotation, cellular component: RNA polymerase I complex; RNA polymerase III complex; RNA polymerase II, core complex.
AUGGCUGACGCCGAUGAGUCUGCAAAACUGUGGAAGGUCAACAGGACGAUACAUGAACUCGUCAAGGACAGGGGAUUCCAAGUCUCGGACGACGAAAUACAGAUGGAUCUGGCUACUUUCCGGCAAGCUUACGCGAACAACGGGGGCAGCGUAGAUCGAAAUCAGCUCAAUUUUUUCACCAACUCGCGCGCGAACCCGGCGGACCAAAUAUUCGUGUUUUUCUCAGAGGAGAAGAGCGUCGGCGUGAAGACUAUGCGAAAAUUGCUGGGUAUUCUCGAGGAGAAGUCCAUACAGCGGGGUAUCAUCAUCUUCCCUGGGAACAUGACCCCGUCCGCCCGCAAGGUCAUCGUCGCAAUGUCCGCUCAAUUCAGGCUCGAAGAGUUCUCAGAAUCUGACUUGCUUGUGAACAUCACCCACCAUACCCUCGUCCCGCGGCACGAGGUCCUCACACCUGAAGAGAAGCGAAACCUGCUCGAAAAAUACCGACUGAAAGAGACUCAGUUACCCCGUAUUCAACUUGCCGAUCCUGUCGCCCGCUACUACGGACUCCGGCGGGGCCAGGUCGUCAAAAUCACUCGACCCAGUGAGACCGCCGGGCGUUACGCGAGUUAUCGCAUAUGCUUUUAAGACCGAGCUAUAUCCGAUACCUGUACGUUAAACUGGCCCCGCUCACGAUCGGGAUGGCAUGGGAUACCGCCGCCGCCACCUCUUCUCGUCCCAUCGUGGCGGUCGCUGCUACCCCCCUCUCCUGUGCGACGCUCUUUCCUCGCAUGUGGUCGCGCACACCCUUGUAAUCCCCCCGUGCUCCGACUAUCGCAACGCAUUUCCG